AUGCGGUCCCUGUGGUUCAGUGGGGCUGCUGAGCGGCUGGACGUGCAGUCCCUGUGGUUCAGUGGGGCUGCUGAGCGGCUGGACGUGCAGUCCCUGUGGUUCAGUGGGGCUGCUGAGCGGCUGGACGUGCAGUCCCUGUGGUUCAGUGGGGCUGCUGAGCGGCUGGACGUGCAGUCCCUGUGGUUCAGUGGGGCUGCUGAGCGGCUGGACGUGCAGUCCCUGUGGUUCAGUGGGGCUGCUGAGCGGCUGGACGUGCAGUCCCUGUGGUCCUGUGGGGCUGCUGAGCGGCUGGACGUGCAGUCCCUGUGGUCCAGUGGGGCUGCUGAGCGGCUGGACGUGCAGUCCCUGUGGUCCAGUGGGGCUGCUGAGCGGCUGGACGUGCAGUCCCUGUGGUUCAGUGGGGCUGCUGAGCGGCUGGACGUGCAGUCCCUGUGGUUCAGUGGGGCUGCUGAGCGGCUGGACGUGCAGUCCCUGUGGUUCAGUGGGGCUGCUGAGCGGCUGGACGUGCAGUCCUUGUGGUUCAGUGGGGCUGCUGAGCGGCUGGACGUGCAGUCCCUGUGGUCCAGUGGGGCUGCUGAGCGGCUGGACGUGCAGUCCUUGUGGUCCUGUGGGGCUGCUGAGCGGCUGGACGUGCAGUCCCUGUGGUCCAGUGGGGCUGCUGAGCGGCUGGACGUGCAGUCCCUGUGGUUCAGUGGGGCUGCUGAGCGGCUGGACGUGCAGUCCCUGUGGUUCAGUGGGGCUGCUGAGCGGCUGGACGUGCAGUCCCUGUGGUCCAGUGGGGCUGCUAAGCAGCUGGACGUGCGGUCCCUGUGGGGCUGCUGA
Pelobates cultripes (western spadefoot toad) is the source of this 822-nucleotide messenger RNA. The record is from the annotation of a GenBank genome assembly. Lineage: Eukaryota; Metazoa; Chordata; Amphibia; Anura; Pelobatidae.